Crotalus tigris (Tiger rattlesnake) is the source of this 6650-nucleotide messenger RNA. RefSeq names its product MORN repeat containing 1 (gene MORN1). The record is from RefSeq and is a predicted model, not a curated record. Gene Ontology annotation, cellular component: cytosol. Lineage: Eukaryota; Metazoa; Chordata; Lepidosauria; Squamata; Viperidae. The coding region runs from base 40 to 1431 and encodes 463 amino acids. The transcript is spliced from 16 exons.
GGCGGCCAAACACAGCUUCCCCUGAGGGGAAGCGGCAAAAUGGCGUCCGAGGGCGCCGCUUCUUACUGCGGGGAGAUGAAGGACCACCGGAGGAACGGUUAUGGACGUUACGUUUAUCCCAACUCCUUUUUCAAGUACGAAGGGCAGUGGAAGAGAGGGAAAAAACACGGACGUGGGAAAUUACUGUUCAAAGAUGGAAGUUAUUAUGAAGGUGAAUUUGCCGAUGGAGAAAUUGUUGGCCAUGGACUCAGAUACUGGGCAUCAACAGGGAAUACUUAUUCCGGCCAAUUCCUCUUUGGAGAACUUCACGGGCACGGAGUUUUUCAUUAUGGAAAUGGUGGCAGAUAUGAAGGAGAAUUCUGUUACGGGAUACGAGAAGGCUACGGGUCGCUGAUAGGAAAGGAUGGAGAGACUUACCAAGGAAGCUUUCAUAACAACAAAAAACAUGGAGGAGGGAAAAUGAAAUUCCUAAAUGGAGAUAAAUUUGAAGGUGACUGGAUCCUGGAUCAAAGACAAGGCCACGGAGUCCUUCAGCAGCCUGAUGGAACUGUAUACGAGGGACAGUGGAGAAACGAUACGUUCAACGGACAAGGCUGCAUGAUCCAUUGUUCGGGCGUCAUCUACGAUGGCCUCUGGCAUAAUGGCUCUCCUAUGGGACAAGCAAAGACGAUGGUGAUUACAGGACCAGAAGUGACUGACACAAGUCCAGGAUCGGUUCUUACUUUUCACGUCCAGCUGCAGACUGAUGACGGGGAGCUUGCUAAAAGUGAAAAGGGCCGACUGCUGGAGAUUGCAGCCAGGAUCAGAAGGACAACCCUUCCAGAAGGCCACAAAACCAGCUCCCACGGACUGUGCGAAGCCACUGAGAAGCCAAGUUCUUUGAAGUUUGGGGGUCCUGGCUCCCCUUUGAUGACGUCUACAUCUGGAAGCCAACCACAGCCAGAUGUUCCCCUGGUUGCCAGCAAAUCAGGACACGCCGGGCCUGAAAGGGUCACCUCCCACGAGAAAGCAAAAGACAAAGGAAGCCAUGCCUUCGGUUUCCCCCAUCUGCAAAGGAGCAAGCGUGGCCGGGCCACUUUCAGAAACAUCCCCCUUGCCUUUCUCCUGGUCGAUCCGGACCCUGAUCCACAGACUGGUGAACUGUCCGAAAAUGAAGAUGAAAAGAAAAGGAUCUCCACGGAGACAAUGGAAGCUUCCACCAUGCUUAUGGCCAGACGUAGCAGGUCAAGAAUAGCCACCGAAGGAUGGAAGUCCAGGAUGAACGAAAGUUCGCCGAACAUCACAUCACCUCCACCAGAGUUCUUCCCUCCCAUUUACAGUAGGGAGAGGGGGGGAACCAAGCAAUACAUCAAACAAGAAGGGAAAGGAAAAAAACCUUUGACACGCUCAAUUUAUGACCUGAAUUUGGGACCAGAAUUUCUGUUGCGUUGAUAAAGAUUUUCCAGGCAGCAGAUCAGGAAGAAGAAGGGCAGAGGAACAGACUUCCAGAGAUGCAGCCUUAGCCUUUUUGCGACUCAACCCUCAAGGGACGGUGCCAGGGUUUUCCCGUCGCUGGCUUUUCCUUGGCUCCUCUCCACGGCAGUUGAACUCGGAAGGAAGGAAGGAAGGAAGGAAGGAAGGAAGGAAGGAAGGAAGGAAGGAAGGAAGGAAGGAAGGAAGGAAAUCCUUAGCUUUAGCUUUCAGUAAGUAAACCCAUUUUCCCUCUCUCUUUACCAUCCAGUAAAGCUUUAGCUAAUUAAUUUACCAAGUCCAACGUGCAGAUAUGUAUAUUCCACAUGAAGAAAAAGAAAAGGCUGAAAUGUUGGAAGAACCAGCCCACGUAGGCCGCCCAGUCUUUAGGGAAAAGAUCCCCUGCUGACUGCUGAAUUCUGGGAGUUGUGGUCCACACAUCUUGAAGUUGUCAACAAGGUGGGGAAACAUCGCUUUAGCUGUUUAGCUGAAUCAGGAAGAGAAAGCUACGCACGCCCUAGGUGUCUCCCUCUGCCAUCUCAAGUUCCCUGUCAAUCUUCUCUGUUUCUCCCCCCCCCCCCCAUCCAUCACUUUUGGGGAAGGUUAAAAUGGGUGUGAAUUUGGGAGAGCGUUGAGAUUCAGGGCAAUUUUGAUUUGAUUGACUCUGCUCCAGAAGGAAGAACGGCCCAGACAAUUUCAGGACGGCUGUUUUAUUUGUUUUAGAGUUUGAUCAAUUCACCCAGAAUGCUGGAAAGCCCUUUAGAAGCUGCCUCUCUUGUGUGUUUUGGUUCACACCUAGGCAGGAGCUGGCACAAAUCCUAGCACAUUUGCUGGGUUGAGUCUGGAUGUCGUAAAGGUGUCUGCUAAACAGAUGUUAGACUGUCUGUGAAAGACUUGUGUGCAUCUUUCAGAGCAGAAAGGGGAGGUAAAUGAACAGGUGCCAAGUCCUGGGAGUUUAAAUCAGACAAAACCAGCCAGGAGCAUCUCACAGCACCUCCCAGAGAUGCGUCCUGGAUUCAAAAUGCUCUUUUUUACAGCCUCCCCGCCCAAAUUUUCUGCCUCUCAAGCCUUUUGUCAUCCCCACCAAAAUGGUACUCUGGCCUUGCAGCAACUCCCUGAUUCUACUUCCACAUUGUAAUGCAAUGUGAUUAGAGGAAAUUUUGCUUGCUUCCUCCAUGGGGGGGCUCCUCCGCAGAAUCGUUUUCCCCCCAAAAAAAGGCUUAAUGAGAAAAACAAGGUGCUCAAUACUUUUUAUUUCCCUUUCCAGAGUAAGGAGUAAAAUCCUCAAGCAUUUUGAGUGAAAUUCGUGGGUUUUUUUUUUUCUUGAACUAUAUGAAGUUCAUUUUCUUUGAACUACAAAAUAUCUUCCUAGCUUAGGAAGCGGUAAUCGAUUAUGCAGUGCGGUUUAGCGUUUGAACUUUGGUUGAGUCACCUCCAUUGUGAAUCUCAUUUUGGGGCAAGGAGUACAAGACACUGCCUUUUUUCUUCCCACCGAAAAGAAUUAAGAGGCUCACCGCAUUCAAAUUCCAUUUAUUAAAAAAAAACAUCUGCCCUUCAAGAAGUACAGGUCCAUGUCUCCAAAGGCUGGUGUUCCAAUUCCUCUUUCAACAAUCCUCCCCAAAAAUUGGCUCCUAAUUCAGAUUUCACAUUUCUCCUAGCGCAGAGAAGUAUGUUUAUUUUUCGCUCUUACUAUGUUGCGGUUCGAUUCCUGUAUCUGAGACAGUAUCAAGUCAUUUCCUUAGUUAUUUCCUGGGAAAACCCUGAAUACUCCACACUCUGAACUUUUUUUUUUCCUACUUGAUUUGGGCUAAUUCAUGCAACGUUAAGAAAAAGGGAUAAUUCUCCUUCCACAGCCUUCCUCCUCGCCCCUCAAAAUAAAUACAGGAAAGUGGGGUCUCCGUGGGUAGGGUGAGGUCCUUGAGAUGUGGAGCCGAGUCCUCGUCCGUCAAUUAAAGACACUUAAUUGAUUGGAAAGCGUCAUCUUUUCUCUGAAGAGGGGAACUGUGGGGCUCACCCACCCCGUUUAUUUUGAUUUAAACUAGAGUUUAAGGGAAACUUUCAUUAAGCCUUCAAAGCAGCAAGGGAGGCUGAAAAAAGCUGACCAGGGACUUAGCAGGUCUUAUAAAAAAUUUGUCCUAUGACAUUGAUACGAUUGAUGGGGUUACUUUAGUGGGUCCUGCCUUGGUCUCUUCAAACAAGAAGACGACGUAGAAAUAAUAUGGAAUUCAAACAAGCCUUCGAAAAUUCAAGGAAAAGAUUGGCUUGGGUGUUUUAGUAAAGGUGCCUCUUAACAGUAAUGUUGUAACUUGGUCACUAAAUGAACUGUUUUUAAGUCAAGUUCAAGACACACCCAUUUAUUGUUGACCCCCCCCCCAACUUAUACCCCCAAAUUGGUUUUUCUUAAUCCCAUGGAUACUCAAUUGGUGAGAUUAUGUCAAUUUUCUUUUAAUAGUAAAAUAAGAUACUUUUAUUGGGUUUGGACUUACUUUUCCGGACAAUUUUAUUAGCGAUAAUGAGUCUAUACACUGUACAUUCAGUCACUGAGAUGUAUUUAUAAGCAUAGCUAUUUUUUUUUAUACAUACUUUGAUAAAAGUCCUUUAUAUUACAAUAUUAUCUGUUUCCAGGUUGGAAAAAAAAAAGGGAGGGAGGGCAAAGGGUUAUCAUUCUCUUUCCCCCUUUUUUUUUUUCUCUCACUCAGGCAUUUGUAAACAAGCAAGCACAUUUAAUCACAUAAAAAUAAUUUUAAAAUAGGGAAGCCAUUGAAUUGUUAGCAACAGUGGUGGGACCUAAAGAAAAAUGCGCUCAAAAAGAUUUUUAUUUUAUUUUUAUCUAUUCAAAAAUUGCAGUUUGAGUCCCUGUUGAAAACUAAAUUAUUUUGUUUUUUUCUAAAAAAAAGCCUCUCUCUCUCUCUCUCUCAUACACGAACUGCUUUGACUUAGAGAAGGAAAUGUCCAUUUUAUUUAUUUUUUUAACCAUCAAAUACAAUGAAACAUGAAUAAUAUGGCGCAAAUAAUGGGACCAAAGGUUUAAACCGACAUUGAGAUUCCAAAAUAAAUGUGUCAUUUCGUGGUGGGGCCUUUAUUCCCUAACAAAUUUCAACCUGUCUUCAUUUCAAAGCAUAAGUUGUAAAACCAAACAGCUCAGUAAGAAAAGAAGAAGAAAAAAAAAAGACCUCAGAAAGUAAACACCAUAUACAUUUAUUAUACAGCUAUAAAACGAAAAGAAGUAUUUACAGUGUUUUGUGUUUUAUUUUUUUACAUUGGGUAGUUCCAUUUGAAAAAGCAAUUAUUAUUUUUUUAAAUCAUUCUCAGCUGCUCCGUAGACAUCAAUAUCUUAUUGCUGUUGGUAUUUUAUUUUUUCAUCCCCGCCCUUGUUAAAAUGUAACUGGGCAUUUCUUUAAAAAUUGAAUUCAACUGUAUAUACAAUGUAUUUAGAUAUGUAUAUAUGUAUUUAUAUUUUAUGUAUAGGUAUAUAUAGUUUAUAUACCAAUAUAUACUGAUAUCCCCCCCUCCCCAAAUUAAACCAGGUAGCUAAGAGAGAGCAAAACCAGGAUUGUUUGGACCAGUGUUAAGAUGGGUGGACUUCAAACCCCAGCUUCGCUGGCUGAGGAAUUCUGGGAGUUGAAGUCCACCCAUCUUAAAAGGGCCACGGCUAAGAGACGGGGUUCAAGGUGGACCCACGUCCCUCUGCUUCUCUCCAGCUCUUCUCCAUCUUGACGGUGGCAGCGCAGGCUGAGGUUGCGGGACCCAAAACGGCGGCAACUUUCAACUGGAUCGUAGCCUCAGUCAUGGCUGGCCUUGCGCUCUCCUCCGAAAGGCUGGUUGGGCUCCCCUAUACAGCCCCUUUCGGUGUGAGCGAGCGAGGCAGCCCAGGAUGCUGGUUUUCAAGCCGUCUCAGAGGGCACGGACACAAAACCCACACACACACACACAAUUUAGAAAGCAGCACCUUCCACGCAGGUCAAUUUCACAGGAUCCCUGGCUGGUUGGGAAAGGGGGGGGGGAGGGAGGCGAUACUGCAAAACGGAAAGGCCCGUCCAAAGUACACAGAUGGGGGCCGGACACCUGUAAUUCUUUUUUUCCUGGAAUUUUGAAAGAAAAUUGGGGGGGGGGGCAGAACCAAAUUAACAGAGAAAGUGGGGUAUGACCUGCGUGGUUGAAAUUGCAGAAAUUCAUCUCUUUCCUAUGAGCUAAAUUGCUUUGGGAGACCAAACCUGGUUUUUUUUGGGGGGGGGGCAUUUUUGCUUUCAAUUUUAAUCUCCCCCUCCCAAUCAAAGGCUAAAUUUAAAGGCUGCAUGCACCACCUUGCAUUUUGAUGCGAUAGAUAGGUUUCAGGAAUAGCUGCGUGCCAAAGGGAACCUGGGGGGGGGGGGAUACUGUCAAACAUGCCCACCGCUCACUCUCGGGAGCUGCUAAUAACAUUGCCCCCCCCCAGGGAUUUAUCGGCGAAACGCUUUCUCCUCUUUUGCCCUGAGUAUCAAUUUCUUGGAUGGGUGGGAAUUUCCUUUCCCCUCCUGCCCCCCACCCCAGGAAAGGGGAUGAACCCUGCAUUGAUCUAACCAGCCCAGGUUGGCGCUAAGAGGGAAUCUUCCAUCUUGGUGGUGUUGCAGGUUUUCUAUGCCACUCGCAGAAAAGCGACGCUGAAGAUGAACAUUCAGACAGCUGGGGGGGGUCUUCGGCUGGUGGAGGAGGGGGAGACACACCUUUAUGGACUGUUACAUAAGACGCUAAUAAUGCCCGUUAAUUAAUAUAGGUAUGGUAAAAAAUUUAAUUUCAUGCAUAUGUUCUUUUAAUAAUUGCAGAAAAAAACAUACAAAGAAGCAAUUUUUUUAAAAAAAAACCUCACAUUAAAAAAAUAACUGCAUAAACACAAUCAAUAUUCCUUUUUGUUUUGUUUUGUUUUGCAUUGCACUUUAGAGCUGAACUCCAUUCGUUGCAAAUGAAGAAGGGCAGAGACCUCAAACUUAGACAAAGUUGUAUCAUGCAAGCUAGUUCACUGAGCGGUUUCGUGCUUUUCAUUUUUAUUUUUAUUUUGCCUAAGUAACCUGAUUCCUUUUUUCUAAUAAAUCUUCCUUUGUAUUUUAUAUGGUUGCUUAACCAGUCUCCCACCCGCUCCCCUAAAUGUACUUUCCUCCUUUUUCAACAUUCAUGCUUACAAUGGCUAUUAGAAUGGAUAAUAACAGCUUUUUUUAAAAAAAAAA